Messenger RNA from Myzus persicae (green peach aphid), 1357 nucleotides. Its product is annotated as probable peptidyl-tRNA hydrolase 2. Gene Ontology annotation, cellular component: mitochondrion; cytosol. The record is from RefSeq and is a predicted model, not a curated record. Gene Ontology annotation, molecular function: peptidyl-tRNA hydrolase activity. Bases 551 to 1195 code for a protein of 214 amino acids. Lineage: Eukaryota; Metazoa; Arthropoda; Insecta; Hemiptera; Aphididae. The transcript is spliced from 4 exons.
CUAUAGCCGUGUUUCAGAAUAAUGUAACGUCGAAUUUGUUAUUGCUCGUAGCAAACACCACAACCCGAUUCUAUCACGGUCUUUGAUUCUAUUAUUUCUAUGAUUCCACUGUUAACCAAACCAAACCUGCAUCGUGGUUCCAUCAUUGUGGUCUGUACCAACCACGGAUAUAGAUACUAGUAUCUAUAUCCGUGGUUGGUACCAACCUGUCCGGUGGUCGUGUAUCGUAAAAUAUACCACCUUUUUACUAUUGUUAUCAUCACGGUUUAGUUAUGUGAAUGUUUAAAAUUUUAUAUUUUAUAUUUUUUUAAAGAUUUUAACAUUAAAAUAAAACCUAUAAUAUACUAAGAAACAAGUUAACAAAUUUUAAAUAAAAUAAAAAGUAAUAAUAACUAAUUAGUUAUUACAUUUUUCUGUACUUCGUAGUAUUGGUCCGGUUCCGGUGUUUUACUAUUUCAUUAGUUACCACGCUACAAUGAAUCAUAAAAGUAGUUCUUUUUAACGAAAUUCUCCGUUUUUGUCCCCACACUGUCCAAACACAUUAUAUAAAAUGGAAACGAGCGGAGCAAAAAAUAUUUCAGAUAAUGCUAAAAGCAAUAUCCAAAAUGCUGUAAACAAAAUCGAACCAAAACAGCAAUCAGAGGAAAAAGAAAAACUUGUUCAAGAACUAACAGAUAUGGGCUUUUCCAAAUCUCUAGUGCUACAAAUUGUAGAUAAUGCUGGUGAUGUACCUAAGAACUUAAUUGUUGAACAACUGUUGACUACAAGCUCAGAGCCUAGUGAAAUUAUACCUGUAGUAGAUGAUGACGGGGAUAAAUUAUGGGAAGAUGUUACUAUUGCAAAUAAAAUGGUUAUCGUCAUAAACAGUGGCUUAAACAUGAGCAUUGGGAAAACUGCUUCACAAGCUGCACAUGCUGCAUUGGGCUUGUAUGAAGUGAUGAAAGAACGUGCAGAUCUAAGCUAUGAUUUAAUUACUUGGAAUGAACAAGGAAGUCGAAAAAUUGUUGUUGCUGCAAAGAACACUAAUGAACUUAUUAAAGUGUGUUCCGAAGGAAAAAUACACAAAAUUCCAUUUUUCUGUGUCCAUGAUGCAGGUCUGACUGAAGUGGAACCUAACUCAUUCACUGCAUUGGCUUUUUUUGGAUCAGAUCAAGAACUUAAGCCUGUGACCGGAAAACUUAGACUGCUAAAAUGAAUAAAAUAUAUCUGUUUUGGAAAACAUUUAAUGCGUUUAUUGGUUAUAUUUGAUAACUUACAACUAAUUUUUUUAGUUAUACAUCUAUGAAUGUGCUACAUGUAAACACAAUAUUGUAUUCAGUUAAAAGUGAAUAAAAUUGCAAGUAAUCUGAUGAUAUAA